Messenger RNA from Pelmatolapia mariae (spotted tilapia), 1770 nucleotides. It is a transcript of the gene ezra, whose product is annotated as ezrin a. Gene Ontology annotation, cellular component: cytoskeleton; adherens junction; filopodium. Gene Ontology annotation, biological process: regulation of cell shape; positive regulation of early endosome to late endosome transport; regulation of organelle assembly. The coding region runs from base 1 to 1770 and encodes 589 amino acids. The transcript is spliced from 13 exons. The record is from RefSeq and is a predicted model, not a curated record. Gene Ontology annotation, molecular function: cell adhesion molecule binding; actin binding. NCBI's taxonomy places the organism in Eukaryota, Metazoa, Chordata, Actinopteri, Cichliformes, Cichlidae.
AUGCCCAAAACGGUCAAUGUCCGCGUCACCACAAUGGACGCGGAGCUGGAGUUCUCCUUCCACCCCAACACAACAGGGAAGCAGCUCUUUGACCAGGUUUCCAGGACCAUCGGCCUGCGUGAGACUUGGUACUUCGGGCUGCAGUUUGUUGACAUCAGAGGAUUCACCUCAUGGUUGAACUCUGAAAAGAAGGUGAUGUCUCAGGAAGUGAAGAAAGAGACUCCCCUGCAGUUCAAGCUGUUGGUCAAGUUUUACCCUGAGGAUGCAGCCGAGGAGCUGAUCCAGGACAUCACCAGGAGGCUCUUCUUCCUGCAGGUGAAGGAGGCGAUCCUGAGUGAGGAGAUCUACUGCCCUCCAGAGACCGCCGUGCUGUUGGCCUCCUACGCCAUCCAGGCAAAGUAUGGCGAGUACAACAAGUCGACGCACCAGCCACGUUACAUGUCCUCUGAGCGCCUUCUGCCCAAGAGAGUGCUGGACCAACACAAGCUGUCAAGGGAGCAGUGGGAGGAGAGAAUCCAGGUUUGGCACCAGGAGCACGGAGCGAUGCUAAAGGAAGAAGCCAUGAUUGAGUACCUGAAGAUCGCCCAGGAUCUUGAGAUGUAUGGCAUUAACUACUUUGACAUCAAGAACAAGAAGGGCACAGACCUGCUCCUGGGAGUCGACGCUCUAGGCCUCAACAUUUAUGCGAAGAACGACAAGCUGACUCCAAAGAUUGGAUUUCCCUGGAGUGAAAUUAGAAACAUUUCUUUCAAUGAUAAGAAAUUUGUUAUCAAGCCCAUAGACAAGAAAGCCCAAGACUUUGUAUUCUAUGCUCCACGGCUUAAAGUCAACAAGGGCAUCCUGCAGCUGUGCAUGGGCAACCAUGAACUGUACAUGCGACGCCGCAAGCCCGACACCAUCGAGGUUCAGCAGAUGAAGGCUCAGGCCAGACAGGAGAGGCUGCAGAAGAAGAUGGAGAGGGAUCAGCUGGAGAGCGAGAAGAAGAGGAGGGCGGCCAUCGAGCGGGAGAAGGAGGAGAUGGAGAGAGAAAAGCGGGAGCUGAUGGAGAGGCUCCACCAGUUUGAAGAGACAACUAGGAGAGCAGAGAGGGAGCUUCAGGAGCAGCUGGACCGGGCCAUGAGGCUGGAGGAGGAGAGGAGGAGGGUGGAGGAGGAGGCGGCCCGGCUGGAGGCUGAGAGGAUGGAGGCUAUAAUAGCCAAGGAGGAGCUGGCCAGGCAAGCUGAGGACCAGUUAAAGAGCCAGGAGCAGCUGGCUGCAGAGCUGGCCGAAUAUAGUGCCAAGAUUGCUGCGCUGGAGGAGGCCAAGAAAGCCAAGGAGGAAGAGGCUGAGACAUGGCACACCAAGGCUGUCGAAGUGGAGGAGAGUCUGCUGAAAACGAAGGAGGAGCUGCACACUGUGAUGAGUUCCGCCAACUCAGCUCCUGUUGCUGAGCAUGCUUCCUCCUCCUCCUCCUCCUCCUCAGACAGCGAGAGUGACCAUGAGCACAGCGAAGAAAACAGCACCUAUAGCGCCGAGCUGCAGACACAAGGCAUCAACUACGACCGCCAGGAGGAGGAGCGACUCACCGAGGCCGAGAAGAACGAGCGCCUGCAGAAGCAGCUUCAGGCCCUGAGCUCAGAGCUGGAAGAAUCCCGAGACGAUAACAAGAAGACCCAGAACGAUAAGCUCCAUGCCGAGAACGUCCGCGCUGGCCGUGAUAAGUACAAGACCCUCCGUCAGAUCCGUAUGGGCAACACCAAGCAGAGGAUUGAUGAGUUUGAGGCCUUGUAG